UGGUUUGAGUCUCCGCUGGAGGAAGAGGCGGGGACUCCCUGUGUCGCCCGGUUUGGCUGUUUACCUGGCUUGGCCUGAUCUCCGGUUUCACCUGGGCUGAGAGAUUAGUUGAGUCUUGCUGUUUGGAAAGCAGCCCUCCCCCCUGCUGCCCUGAGAAGGCUUUAAGAAAUCUUGGGGAGGAUCGCUACGCUCUGUGGUCGUCUGGACUUGAUUUCACGACUCCGCCUCCCUCGCCCCACCCACUGCUGACUCUCCCCGGUGUUUUGGACCGGGCGGAAGGUGCAAGACGUGUUCAGGCUGGCGCUCAUCGCCCGAAAACUGUACUGUUAGAACGUAGCUGGGGUGUUCGCUUGUAUUUCCCUGUUGAGAAAUAUGAAGUACAAUUUGUUCCUGAAAGUUUUGUUGGAAAACGUUGUGGUGUUUGACUAUGAUAGAUUUUCGGCUUUAUCGUUAUGUUGAUUCACAAUGACAUCCUUUCAAGAAGUCCCAUUGCAGACUUCCAAUUUUGCCCAUGUCAUCUUUCAAAAUGUGGCUAAAAGUUACCUUCCUAAUGCACACUUGGAGUGUCAUUACACCUUAACUCCGUAUAUCCAUCCACACUCCAAAGAUUGGGUUGGUAUAUUCAAGGUUGGAUGGAGUACUGCUCGUGACUAUUACACAUUUUUAUGGUCUCCUAUGCCUGAACAUUAUGUGGAAGGAUCAACAGUCAAUUGUGUACUAUCAUUUCAAGGAUAUUACCUUCCAAAUGAUGAUGGAGAAUUUUAUCAGUUCUGUUACGUCACCCAUAAGGGUGAAAUUCGUGGAGCAAGUACUCCUUUCCAGUUCCGAGCCGCUUCUCCAGUUGAAGAGCUGCUCACUAUGGAAGAUGAAGGCAAUUCCGAUAUGUUGGUGGUAACCACAAAAGCUGGCCUUCUUGAGCUGAAAAUUGAGAAGACCCUGAAAGAAAAAGAAGAAUUGUUAAAGUUGAUAGCUGUUCUUGAAAAAGAAACAGCACAGCUGAGAGAACAAGUUGGAAGAAUGGAGAGAGAACUGAGCCAGGAGAAAGGGCGGUGUGAGCAAUUGCAGGCUGAGCAGAAGGGCCUUCUUGAAGUAUCACAAAGCUUGAGAGUGGAAAAUGAAGAGUUUAUGAAGAGAUACAGUGAUGCUACAGCUAAAGUUCAACAGCUUGAAGAGGACAUUGUAUCAGUGACACAUAAAGCCAUUGAAAAAGAAACUGACCUAGACAGUUUGAAGGAUAAACUCAGGAAGGCACAGCAUGAGAGAGAGCAGCUUGAAUGUCAGCUGAAGACAGAAAAGGAUGAGAAGGAGCUUUAUAAGGUACAUUUGAAGAAUACAGAAAUAGAAAAUACGAAGCUUGUGUCAGAGAUACAGACUUUAAAGAAUUUAGAUGGAAACAAAGAAAGCAUGAUUACCCAUUUCAAAGAAGAGAUUAGCAAACUGCAGUCCUGCUUGGCUGACAAGGAAAAUUUGUACAAAGCUCUCCUGCUUACAACCUCAAAUAAAGAAGAUACAUUAUUUUUAAAGGAGCAACUUCGCAAAGCAGAGGAACAAGUCCAGGCAACACGGCAAGAACAUAUCUUUCUGACUAAAGAGCUCAGUGAUGCAGUGAAUGUGCGAGAUAAAACUAUGGCAGAUCUGCAUACUGCACGCUUAGAAAAUGAGAGAGUGAAGAAGCAGCUAGCUGACACGCUGGCAGAGCUGCAGCUACAUGCUGUAAAGAAAGAUCAGGAAAAGACUGAUACACUGGAACAUGAACUGAGAAGAGAAGUUGAAGAUCUGAAACUCCGGCUUCAGAUGGCUGCAGAUCAUUACAGAGAAAAGUUUAAGGAGUGCCAGAGGCUCCAAAAGCAAAUAAACAAACUUUCGGACCAGGCAGCGAGUACUAACAGUGUCUUCACAAAGAAAAUGGGGAGUCAGCAGAAAGUGAACGAUGCUUCAAUAAACACAGACCCGGCUGCUUCUGCUUCUGCCAUGGAUGUAAAGCCAGUAACAUCAUGUGCAGAGACAGGCUUUGAUAUGUCAACAAAGGAUCAUGUCUGUGAAAUGACUAAAGAAAUUGCUGAGAAAAUAGAAAAGUAUAAGAAGUGUAAACAACUCUUGCAGGAUGAGAAAACCAAGUGCAAUAAAUACGCUGAAGAACUUGUCAAAAUGGAGCUGAAGUGGAAAGAACAAGUGAAAAUUGCUGAAAAUGUAAAACUUGAACUAGCUGAAGUAGAGGAUAAUUACAAAGCUCAGUUGGCAGAGAAAGAGAAAGAAAUAAAUGGUCUGGCUUCAUAUUUGGAAAAUCUCUCAAGGGAGAAGGAACUUACAAAGAGUUUAGAAGAUCAAAAAGGAAGGAAAAUGGAAGGCCAGAGCCCUCAACAAGUCUCAAGGUGUCUCAACACAUGUUCUGAGCAAAAUGGGCUCCUUCCUCCACUGUCAAGUGCACAGCCAGUUCUUCAGUAUGGCAACCCUUACUCAGCACAGGAAACAAGAGAUGGGGCAGAUGGUGCUUUUUAUCCUGAUGAAAUCCAAAGGCCACCUGUGCGAGUCCCAUCUUGGGAAGACAAUGUUGUCUGUAGCCAGCCUGCUCGAAACCUUAGCCGGCCGGAUGGUUUAGAGGACCCCGAAGACAGCAGAGAAGACGAAAAUGUGCCCAUUCCUCCUGAUCCAGCAGACCAGCACUUACGUGGUCAUGGAGCAGGCUUUUGCUUUGAUUCCAGCUUUGAUGUUCACAAGAAAUGUCCCCUCUGUGAAUUAAUGUUCCCUCCUAACUAUGAUCAGACCAAAUUUGAAGAACACGUUGAAAGUCACUGGAAGGUGUGCCCAAUGUGCAGCGAGCAGUUCCCGCCGGACUACGACCAGCAGGGGUUUGAAAGGCAUGUUCAGACCCAUUUUGAUCAGAAUGUUCUCAACUUCGACUAGCUUUUAGUAAGAGGUAGUACAAUUUAGCAGUUACAGAACAACCACAUCUCAGAGGCUAAGGAGACGCCAGGUGUCACUUUCAGGCUCCCCCUCUACACUUCCCUGAUGAUGGAGAACUUCUUUAGCGUGUGCUGUCACCAGGGCCAGGGUGCAGCUUUGCCUACAGUAAAUACAGUUUGAAUCUCUGUUAAUCUGUCUGCUUUAAGACAAGUGCUUCUGGGUUUGUAUCUCUCUUUAUCCUCCAGUUAGCAGAAGUGUAUGAAGAACACAAGAAUUAUUUUAAUGUUACGGAAUUGCAAACAUAAACAUGUAGUAGUUAGUUCCUCAGCACAAUCACAUUUACAAGUUUCUGUUCACCUUGGCGAUUGAGCAUGACUACUGUUAUGUAAUAAAAAGCAUUGAUCAUAACAGUUCUGUGAAAUAAUUCUUUGAAUAUAGAAAAACCCUUACUCAAUGAAAUGAUAAAUCUUACUUAGAUGUGGAGCUGCAAGAAGAAUGAGAUAAGUGGUGUGAAGAAACCCUUUUUAUAUGGGAACACUGGCUUAGGAGUUGAUAUAAGGCAUAUUUAGAUAAUUUUAUGAUAACAUUUUAGCAUAAUCUAGAUGACUAUUUUUAAAUGAUUGAGUUUGUAUUUAUAACUAGCUAUAAUUGUAUUUAACUAUAAUGGACCAAAAUAAAUCAAGGCAUUAUCUGUUCUCAUUAA
This is a messenger RNA of Mus caroli (Ryukyu mouse), 3607 nucleotides long. RefSeq names its product Tax1 binding protein 1 (gene Tax1bp1). Gene Ontology annotation, biological process: negative regulation of apoptotic process. Lineage: Eukaryota; Metazoa; Chordata; Mammalia; Rodentia; Muridae. The record is from RefSeq and is a predicted model, not a curated record.